Lates calcarifer (barramundi perch) is the source of this 4835-nucleotide messenger RNA. RefSeq names its product protein phosphatase 2, regulatory subunit B', epsilon isoform b (gene ppp2r5eb). Gene Ontology annotation, cellular component: nucleus; protein phosphatase type 2A complex; cytosol. Lineage: Eukaryota; Metazoa; Chordata; Actinopteri; Centropomidae. Gene Ontology annotation, molecular function: protein phosphatase activator activity. The record is from RefSeq and is a predicted model, not a curated record. The coding region runs from base 559 to 1998 and encodes 479 amino acids. The transcript has 14 exons. Gene Ontology annotation, biological process: protein dephosphorylation; signal transduction.
GUGUGCCAUGGUCUCAACCCAGCAGUGUUGACAAUAGGGUGAAAAGAAGCAGCCCCGAAUCAUAAACGAGCUGAGGAAAACACCAAAAUCCAGGGGUUUAGGGAAGACAAGCAAUUGAAUCAGUAACAGGAAUGUAAUUGCGUUAACCUAAUCGUUUUAUAUAGCCGUAUUUUGUUAUUAAUGGAAGUUUGAGGAUUAUUCCGUUGGAAGGAAAAAAAGGUACUCGUGGGUUUGGCUGUUUCAGGCCAAGAUUUUCCUGCUGCUCCGCCGCUGCUUGGGAAAGGCUGUUCGCACCGAGCUGGAGGUAGCCUAACAGUUAGCCCGCUAGAUUUCCAAACAUAGGAUAACUCCUCACGCCGCCGUCUCCGUUGCGAACCGCAGAGGAUCAAGGUAAAGUACUGCGAUUGGAGAGCUAACAGCCACUCGGUCGGCUGCAGCUUGUCGGGCUCGGGUCGGGACUCGGGACGGUGUGUAUUUCCCAGCCCAGUCGGUCUGUCAGUCUGUGAGCGCUAGCUAACGGUAGCAGCAUUAGCACUGCCCCUGUUAUUUACAUCUGGGAUGAUGGGUGAUCGCCCAAGCCCGCCCAGCAGGGCUAUGUCCUCGGCAGCCACCACAUCUCCAUCUGUGGACAAAGUGGACGGAUUUUCACGGAAGUCUGUCAGGAAGGCCAAGCAGAAGCGGUCGCAGAGUUCGUCCCAGUUCCGCUCUCAGGGCAAACCCAUAGAGCUCACGCCCUUGCCGCUGCUCAAGGACGUGCCAGCGCCGGAGCAGCCGGAGCUGUUCCUGAAGAAGCUGCAGCAGUGCUGUACUGUCUUUGACUUCAUGGACACGCUGUCGGACCUCAAGAUGAAGGAGUACAAGCGCUCCACGCUCAACGAGCUGGUGGACUACGUGACGGUCAGCCGGGGCUACCUGACAGAGCAGGCCUACCCCGAGGUCGUCAAAAUGGUGUCUCACAACAUAUUCCGGACCCUUCCGCCCAGUGACAGUAAUGAGUUUGACCCUGAGGAGGACGAGCCCACGCUCGAGGCUUCUUGGCCACACUUACAGUUGGUAUACGAGUUCUUCAUCCGGUUCCUGGAGAGUCAGGAAUUCCAGCCCAGCAUUGCCAAAAAGUACAUAGACCAGAAGUUUGUCCUACAGCUCUUGGAUUUGUUUGACAGCGAGGAUCCUCGGGAGAGAGACUACCUGAAGACAGUCUUGCAUAGAAUCUAUGGCAAAUUCCUGGGGCUGAGGGCUUUUAUACGAAAACAGAUCAAUAAUAUUUUUCUACGUUUUGUUUAUGAGACGGAGCACUUCAACGGGGUGGCUGAGUUGCUGGAGAUCCUGGGGAGUAUAAUCAAUGGUUUCGCUCUGCCACUGAAAGCAGAGCAUAAACAGUUUCUGGUCAAAGUGUUGAUCCCCCUCCACACUGUCAGGAGUCUGUCCCUCUUCCACGCACAGUUGGCGUAUUGCAUUGUACAGUUCCUAGAGAAAGACCCAACAUUAACAGAACCAGUCAUCAGAGGCUUACUGAAGUUCUGGCCAAAAACCUGCAGUCAAAAAGAGGUGAUGUUUCUAGGGGAGCUGGAGGAGAUCCUGGACGUCAUUGAACCCACACAGUUCGUCAAGAUCCAGGAGCCGCUCUUCAAACAGAUCUCCAGAUGUGUCUCCAGCCCACAUUUCCAGGUUGCAGAGCGAGCUCUGUACUACUGGAACAACGAGUACAUCAUGAGUCUGAUCGAGGAGAACUCCAGCGUCAUCCUGCCCAUCAUGUUUGCCAGCCUCUACAGGAUCUCCAAAGAGCACUGGAACCCGGCGAUCGUGGCGCUGGUGUACAACGUACUGAAGGCCUUCAUGGAGAUGAACAGUACCUUAUUUGAUGAACUCACAGCCACUUACAAGUCGGACCGCCAGCGCGAGAAGAAGAAGGAGAAGGAGCGGGAGGAGCUGUGGAAGAAGCUGGAGGACCUGGAGCUGAAGCGGGGCCUUAGGAGCGACGGGAUCAUCCCAACUUAACGAAGACAGCGCCGCGCUCCCCUCUGCCCCGCCCACCUCCCUUCCCCCACUUCCUCCUCUCCCACUCUGACUCCCCCUCCCCUCCAUCCUGACCCCGACUCCCCCCCUCCCUCCCUCCCUCCACAUCAGCCAUGUCUGCCCAGAGCUCCGAAAAAUCCCUGAUAAAGGCCGUCGUCUCUGGAUCGACACGGAGCGCCCGCUGGUUUCUUAAUUGUUUUUUUUUUUUUUUUUUUCUUAUGUUUUUUUUUCUCCUGUGUUUAUGCGACUUACUUUACAGUAGAUUCAUCACGUCUGUUUUCAUUAUUUCAACAGCACUGUAAAUAAUUAUUUUUUUCUUUUUUUUCCCUUAAACUGAUAUUAUUGCAAACGGAAAAACAAAACAAUAAUAAUAAAAAAAAGGAAGAAAAAAAUAGAAAAUGAGAAAAUGACUUGUGUGGGAGGGGGAUUUAAACAACUACAAAAAAACUUUUGGACUGUAGGACAUGAAACGAACUCUUGGAAAACAAAAAACGACAAAAAAAGAGAAGAUAGAUUGAUUUUAACUCUUCAUCCCAUUCUUCUCCUUCUUCUUCAGAACAGUCCCGUAUGUAACUUUUAUUUUCCUGGUCCUCCUCUUUGCUUUUCCUCCUGUUGCCUCCAUUUUUCUGUUCCCUCCCUCCCUCCUGUCUGAUGGUGCAUCUGUCAUUUCUGCCCCAGUGUGGGGCAUCCGGACUGAUUAUGGGCUCCCCCUCCUCCUCCUCCCCCUCCUCCUCCUCCCAAAGGCUCCUAAAGGACAGCCCCCCCUCCUCCCUCUCUCUCUCCUCUCUGGCCCUCCUUCCUGUUUUAAACAGGGAGAAACUGAACAAAAACACGUUAAAAAACAACCACAGGGACUUUCUCAGUACACAAACACAUUUUAAAAUCACCUUUUUGAGUGCGUUUACAUGCGUGUUCUUCAUGGAGUCCAGUCGAUAGAAGAAGGAGGCGAAAUUUCUAAUAAAUUAUUUCCUCAAGUUUGUAACUUCUCCUCUAAAAUUGACAUAAUUAAUUCUAUCACAGUUAAAUCUGACACCAAAUAAUUCACCAAGUAGGAAAUAAGGUAAAAAUUGUUUGUUUUUCUUAAUCUUUGCCUCUCUCUGGUGGAAUACUGUUGUUUUACACUUCCAGAAAAAGAAUGAAAUAAACCGUCUUCGAGGGGAUAAUCACUCCUCAGACGAGCAUAUCCUUCAAUAUAAACGUACUGCAGGUGAUGUCUGGCUGAAAACAAAAACCGAACAAAGCUGAAGGUACAGCCCACACCUACUUUACAAACUGCAAGGCAAUGUUGUACUUCCCCAAGCAUGUUGGGAAAUGUAGUUCAAAGAACAGAACAUUAUUAUCCCAAAGAAACACAGCUGGAAUGACACUAGCAUUACUGUUGUUGACAGAACUAAGGUUCAAAAUGUCUGAUUAAUGGUUUUUUUUUUUUUAAUAUUCUUAUACUGACGCUCUCCUUUAUCCGUUCAUAUACAUGUACAGUAUUUGUGCUCUGUCGAAAACGUACGGGCAUGCAGACAAAAACUGAGUUUCAAACUACUUCAUUUUAGAAUAAAAGCUGCACAAAUAAGUAAUUUAGCGGGACGUGUUCCCUCCCGACACUCGGCUCUGUGUCUGCAUCACCUGGGAAACUUUCUACUUUAAAAGAAUCGUCGUGUCCUGUUUUGCGUGUCUGUUGCUCCGAUGAACUCAUAUCCUGCUUAUUUCAAAUCCUGUUUACCAUCGUUUAUUUGUACUUUGUUGUGACCUGUGUGAGACCUCCUCGGGUCUCUGCUCCCACAGGUUUAACUUGUGAACCAGAAGCGUGUAAACGAGAGAGUAAGAAAAGCAGAACUGUUUACAUGUAAACGCACUCGAUUCACCUCCUCCUCCAAAAAUGGUGGACGACUUUUCAUGACUUGAUUAUUUUUCUCCUUUCCCUCCAUCUUUUUUUUUUUUUUUUUUCUUUCUCUCUGACCCCUCCCUCCCUCCUUACCUACCAACCUACCUACCAACCAACCAUACCAGGUAUCCCUGGUAUCAGUCUGGCACUGGUACCCUCCGGCCAUAACGGGGACUUUAAAAAUAAAAACAAAAAAAGUCUUCAGAGGAGCGCCAAAAAUCUUCCUCCUGUUGUGAAAAAGACGAGUGUCCUGCCUCACCCCGCCUCUCUGGAGGGCCGGGGGGUGGGGGCGCCGCGUUGACUUCACAGUAUUACAACAACAGUGACAAAAAAAGACAACCCUGUACAUUGUUAUUGAAUGCAGUACACUGAUAAUCUUGUAUCUUGUAGUAAUUUAGCCUAUGUUUUUUGCUUAGGAAACUGUGGAGAGGAGUAUCCAGUAUAUAAAGAGGUAUUAUGGAACAAGACUUCCUGGUAUUUAUGAUAGUGUUCCCCCCCUUUUAGUCUGUUUUUUCUUUUCUGUCUCUCACUCCUCCCUCUUCUCUUGGUUUUUAUCUCAUUUUGGAUAUUUUGCUGAAGUUUCUUUUGACCAUUGGAUAUAUUUUUUUUAGUUGGGGGAGGGUGGGGAGGGGAGGGGUUUAGGGGUGAGGGUGUGGGCAGGUAGGCAAGGGGGUCAGAGGUCAGAGGGGGGAGGGAGGGAGGGAGGGAUGGAUGGAUGGAGGGAAGGCAUGGAGCAGACCACUUUGCCCUGUUGGGAGUUUUUGACAGUGAACCUCCCCCCUCCUCCCUGGCAGAAUUAAUGUGUGCUUUAGAAUGGCCCCAGAAAUAAUAUGAUUUAAAAACUGAAAAAAAGAUAAAAAAGGGUUGGAGAAAUACAAAUGUUUAAUUAUUUUAAAAAAUAAAGAGAUAUUAAAUUAAACCUGUUUUGUGAUAAAGCCCA